Oppiella nova is the source of this 1203-nucleotide messenger RNA. The record is from the annotation of a GenBank genome assembly. Lineage: Eukaryota; Metazoa; Arthropoda; Arachnida; Sarcoptiformes; Oppiidae.
AUGGAGAGCAAUAGAGAUGAGAUGAAAGUGCAAAUAGAGAUGAGCUCUGAUCUUUGCAGUGAUAAUAAUAAUAAGAUAUCGAAUAACCGAAAGAAUGGCAAUAAAGGGGUUAAACGAAAGAAGGACUCAUCGCUCGACACAUCCAAAGACGGCGUUUCAACGAAUUCGUUAGAUUUGACAUCAAAUGCAAAGAAUGUGAAGAAAGUAAUGGAUUCGAGUCAUGACACCAUCGAAGGCAUUGUUAUGGACUCACACUCGCCGUCGUCGGCAGACUCGAGUGCAUCGGUCGACAACACCGGAGCCACCGAUUCGGUGAACGAAAGCGAUAAGUCCAAGAAGAAAAAGGCCAGAACCACUUUCACCGGUCGACAGAUCUUUGAACUCGAAAAACAAUUUGAAGUGAAAAAAUAUUUGUCUUCGAGUGAAAGGGCAGAAAUGGCCAAACUUUUGAAUGUCACCGAAACUCAAGUGAAAAUAUGGUUUCAGAACCGAAGGACUAAAUGGAAGAAACAGGACGGCAUCUCCAACACUGAGGCCGCAGACUAUAAGGUCGGCGCCGAUAAGAGACCCAAAGAACAGUCGUCUUCGAGUAAACAUAAAUCAAACAAAUCAGUGAAAAGCAAUACAAAUGCAAUCAAUAGUUCAAAGCCUUUAGCUCUUAGUCUUUCGGCUGUCGGACAGACCUCUUCUUGUAGUCAAAUGAGUGAAGAAACGGUCCGUAAUAUCAGUACUAAUAGUAACAGCAGUUGUAGUUCGACCCCAAAGAAUGGUAUUUUAGACAUAGAGCCAAACACUUCCUUAGGUCUGAGUAAUAAUAAUAAUACCAAAUAUGACAUCGAAUUGAAGCCUGAAAUGGAUGAAAACGAUUCAAAGAGUCCCCGAUCUCUACGAAUAGACGACCAAGAGUUCGAUACGGACGCCGACAGAGACUCUCCGAUGCCUUUCGAUGACUCGGACUCGGAAGACUCGGAUGACUCGGAGGAGGAUAACAAAGAGCCGAACCGGACGGUAGGCCCCAGCAGUCAGACCACUGUCUUGACGUCAAAUAAGCAGAACUGUGCGACUGUUAGCACCGAUAGCUUGGGUGAAGAGAGUAAGGGAGUGAGUGUUGACAACAAAGUGUUUCGGACAAUGGAUUGCAAUGAGAAGAAUGUGAACGGAAUUAAUGCCAAGAAUUUGACGACAGAUUCACACUCUCUAUGA